Molecule: messenger RNA, 2296 nt
Organism: Ziziphus jujuba (common jujube)
Lineage: Eukaryota; Viridiplantae; Streptophyta; Magnoliopsida; Rosales; Rhamnaceae
Exons: 19
Coding region: 113-2014 (633 amino acids)
Source: RefSeq, a predicted model, not a curated record
AUGUAUAUAUAUAUAUAUAUAUAUAAAGCUUACAAAAAAUCCUCUUUAAAAAAAAAAAAAAAAACUCCAAAACCAAAACUCUGCUACUGAACUCAAUACGAACUCGGUUGUCAUGGAGUCGCAGCAGCAAGAAUCGCCAUCUCCGACGCUUGAAGACUGCUUGAAGCUUCUGAAAGGCGAGAGAGAUGAACAGCGCCUCGCUGGUCUUCUUCUUGUCACCAAAUUUUGCAAAAGCGACGACCUCGCUUCCCUCCGCAGGGUUUACGAUGCCGUAGGGGUUCGCUUUCUCGAUCGCCUGCUCAGGACUGGCAUGGGAAAAGGAACUAUAAGUGGCGUUACAGGUGAAAAUUGUGAUGCGUAUUUGCAGCUGUCAGUUACAGUUCUUGCUGCAUUUUGCCGCGUCCCUGAGAUUGCUGCUUCAGAAGAUAUGGUUUUGAAGAUUCCAUUGGUCCUGGAAAUUAUAACCAAACAAUCUGGCUCAUCUGUUCAUGAAGAAUGUUUUGAAUUUUUAUAUUUGGUAUCAUCUGCUUCUGAAGAUGGAGUCAUGACACUGUACAAAUCUGGAGGCAUGGAAGUGUUGGCUUCUCCUAUAUCUACCUAUGUUGAGGGUUCUCAUUUGGCCAAGCUCGCUAUGAAACUUGUGGAUUUGCUGCUAACUAAGCUGUCUCUUGAAACGAUUUGCAAUGACUAUCUAUCAGAGUUCUCAUUGAUUGUGGUCCAGAUAGCAAGGCAAUUUGCUGUCUUACAUGAUGCUGUAAAAUUUGAAGCGCUCCGCCUACUCUCUGAUAUUUUCUCAACAAAAAAUUCGGCACAACUUUAUGAGGCUCUUCGUGUUCUGCCAGACGUCAGUUGGUCAAACUGUAUGCGUGAUGGCAUUGUGGCCAUUCUGCAGAAUCGUGUUGCACCUGCUGAAAAGCUUCGGGCGCUUAUUUUGGCGGAGUCGAUGGUAUCCAUCCUGGGGGAGAGAUGGUUGAUAGGUCAGAUAAACUUACCUAAUAUGAAGGAGCCUAUUCCAGUUGACAGGUGUCUAUUGCUUGUUCUAGAGCAAUCAAGGAUUGAAGUUGCUGUUCUUCUAAAUGAGCUUGCCUACUUGAAAUUUGAAGCAUCUAAGCAAUCUUCCUCCCUUGAUGAGACAAUUCUUCUUAAGCAACGCAAUGUGGCUAUUUCCUUUUCUUUGGUGGAGAAGAUAGUUAAAUUAAUAUCAGAAUUUGGUGAAAGUGAAGAGAACAUUAUUGAUGAUGAUACGUUCGUAAAGGUGAUUAAUGGACUUAAUGAGACAAUUGGUGUUGUUUUGGAUUACUUACAAGAUGCAAAGGAACAUGGACAGAGGAAAGGAGAUGAUCUUCUUGCUUCAGUACGGGUUAUUGGGAGCUAUCUUGCAGAAACACCCCUUGCAUGCAAGGAGAAGGUUAGUGGACUGUUAGAUUAUAUGCUCUUCAUUGAAGGUGUAGAUGAGCCAAGCCCAUUCUACUCCACAUGCUUUUUGCUUCCAAUGCUGUGUCAAAUGACAAUGGAGGUUGAGGGAUGUAAGGUUUUGGUUUCUUGUGGAGGGCAUAAAGCUGUUUGUGACUGCCUCAUAAAAUUAAUUGGCCAGCAGAGUUGUAUGGCUGAGGAUGAUGGUUCCAUUUUUUUGGCAUGUGAUACAAUUUUGAAUGUUCUCUUGAAGAAAGAGCAAGUGCAAUUCACAUUGGAUGAGUCAACUCUUGUGAAUCUCUUGAAAGCGUUGGCAUGUUGGACAGAGGGUACUGAUGAUCCGACGGUUGUCAUGAUGGCUUCAAGCAUUUGCACGCUGGUUUUUGAUUUUACAUCAGAGCAGGCUCUUCUAAACCAUCCUAACAUUGACCAAAGCACUCUUAGUAGCCUCUCUCGGCUCAUUGCAAGAAGUCUGUCUUCAUCGAGACAGGAUAUCUUGAAAGAUGCAAAAGCAAAUUCGGAUCUUCUUGAGAUUGUUACUGCAGGAUAUUCUAGGUGGGCUUCCAGGUUUCCUCAUGUAAGAGAGGCAGUUGAAAGAUAACUUUGUGAUGAUACCCAGUUAGACAGACAAUGAAUAUGGGGAAUCACCUAUGUGUUUCACCACUUGCAGUGUCUCAAGGAUGACAUAAAAAGCUUAUGCUUUUCAAUUUUGUACGGCUUCAGCAAUCACCUCUCGCUCUCUCGUUUCUUAGCAUACUUCUUUUCCACAAAUUGUAUAAUAUGCAUAAUUUUGCUUUCAAGUUAUUUUGUAAAGUUAUUAUUUUUUCUGUAUAUAUAUUUAAAUCAUGUUUUAUUAGGGGCAAAAUGGAAGUUUUCUUCCUCA